CAACCGGGAGAAGAGAAUCCAGCAGCUCUUCCUUCUCGGAGGCCCACUGCCGGUUAAAUAGAACAAGCCUGCCCACGGGACCCUGCUCUCCCUCUGCCGUGCUCCCAUCAGCUCCUCUUCCCUCGGCUGCACGGCGGUUGGCCACCCCCUCCAGAGCAAACCCUUCCACCGUGACGCCCUUCCUGCAGGUUGAGGGGUGCCGGCCGUCCCCGGGACAGGGCUGGGCUCUCGGGGCGGGCGGCGCUCUCUCCAGCUCACCUUUGUUUCCUCGCCCCGGAGGAGCAGCGGAGCGUCCCUCCAGCCCCUCGCCCCCGCCUAGCGGAACAAAGAACCUGGCGCUACCCGUCCCGGCCCUCUGCUAGGCUCCCCCGACGCGGGGACCGGUCUGCGCCAGAAGCCCAGGACGCCCCAGGUUGCUGAAGAGCCAGGAGUCACCAUGACCGAGCGCUUUGACUGUCACCAUUGCGAAAAAUCCCUCUUUGGCAAGAAGUACAUCCUGAGGGAGGAGAGCCCCUACUGUGUGGCAUGCUUUGAGGCCCUCUAUGCCAGCACUUGCGAGGAGUGUGGGAAGCCCAUCGGCUGUGACUGCAAGGACUUGUCCUACAAGGACCGACACUGGCAUGAGGCCUGUUUCCACUGCUCGCGGUGCAAGAGCUCCCUGGUGGACAAGCCCUUCGCUGCCAAGGAGGACCAGCUGCUCUGCACGGACUGCUAUUCCCAUGAGUACUCCUCCAAGUGCCAGGAAUGCAAGAAGACCAUCAUGCCAGGUACCCGCAAGAUGGAGUACAAAGACAGCAGCUGGCACGAGACCUGCUUCACCUGCCACCGCUGCCAGCAGCCCAUCGGUACCAAGAGCUUCAUCCCUAAGGACAACCAGAACUUCUGUGUGCCCUGCUAUGAGAAACAGUACGCCUUGCAGUGUGUUCAGUGUAAAAAGCCCAUCACCACCGGGGGCGUCACGUACCGGGAGCAGCCCUGGCACCGGGAGUGCUUCGUGUGCACCGCCUGCAAGAAGCCGCUGUCGGGGCAGCGCUUCACAUCCCGGGAUGAGUUCGCCUACUGCCUGAGCUGCUUCUGCGACUUGUACGCCAAGAAGUGCGCCGGCUGCACCAACCCCAUCAGUGGACUUGGUGGCACAAAGUACAUCUCCUUUGAGGAACGGCAGUGGCAUAAUGAUUGUUUUAAUUGUAAGAAGUGCUCCCUCUCCCUGGUGGGGCGAGGCUUCCUCACAGAAAGGGAUGACAUCCUGUGCCCUGACUGUGGGAAAGACAUCUGAAGCCCACACAGCUGCUUGCAACACACAUGGAUUUAUACACUCUCGUUGUCAACCAGGCAGUAUUGUGUCUGGUCUCCACCGGCCACGUUGAGACUUUCUUCUUGUGCUUCUCAGUGAUACUCACGUUUGUUUAAACCCUUGAAUCCUUUGUACUAGUUCAAUCCCAGGGAAGGAGGAAACCCUUAUGUAAACCCUCAGUGGGAAGAUGGUUUUGAAUUUUUGUAAUCAAGCAAGGCAAAUCCAAGUGUAAAAAUCCCCUUUGAAUGACAUCUUUAUAAAUGUAUCUUUCUUUUGCUGCGUAUUUAAUUUUUAAGUGCAAUUAACAUGUCGCGAACUCGAGUUUUUUAAACUACAUGAGAUAAUGAAGAGUGGGCAUUUACAACUAUGUAACUUCCUGUCAUGUAAGACCUGGAGCAAGAUUAUAUAGCUUGCAAUAAAGUUAUCCAGAACAAAAUCCUUGGCCACACA
This is a messenger RNA of Nyctereutes procyonoides (raccoon dog), 1744 nucleotides long. RefSeq names its product four and a half LIM domains 2 (gene FHL2). Gene Ontology annotation, biological process: negative regulation of calcineurin-NFAT signaling cascade; negative regulation of transcription by RNA polymerase II. Gene Ontology annotation, cellular component: Z disc; nucleus. NCBI's taxonomy places the organism in Eukaryota, Metazoa, Chordata, Mammalia, Carnivora, Canidae. The record is from RefSeq and is a predicted model, not a curated record. The coding region runs from base 437 to 1276 and encodes 279 amino acids. The transcript is spliced from 6 exons. Gene Ontology annotation, molecular function: transcription coregulator activity; transcription factor binding.